Hemibagrus wyckioides is the source of this 2955-nucleotide messenger RNA. RefSeq names its product selenoprotein P2 (gene selenop2). The record is from RefSeq and is a predicted model, not a curated record. Lineage: Eukaryota; Metazoa; Chordata; Actinopteri; Siluriformes; Bagridae. The transcript has 5 exons. Gene Ontology annotation, biological process: selenium compound metabolic process. Gene Ontology annotation, cellular component: extracellular region. Gene Ontology annotation, molecular function: selenium binding.
AACGAUACGAGGCCCCUGAACUCCUCCUCUAUUGGUUCGCUGUGUUUGUUUGGGGGAGUUGGGCUUCUCUUGGACGAGGCUUUAAACAGACAGACGCCACUUGUUUUUCUUCCAAACGCAGAGCUAGUAAGAUAAGCGAGGGUAGACGUCGAGGGAUUCGAGCUCACAUCCUUUCUGAAGGGAAGGGACAGCCACGUGAGCUAUGCGAGCGCUGUUAGCUUUGUGCUUGGCCUCGCUCCCGGGCCUGCUCUGGGCUUCACCGUUAUUAGUGGAGAGAAACAGCAGCCAGUCGGCCAUCUGUAAGCUCGCACCGCGCUGGGAGAUUGAAGGACACUCUCCGAUGGAUGAGCUGCAGGGAUACGUGGUGGUGGUAGCGCUGCUGAAAGCCAGCUGACAGUUCUGCCUCAUGCAGGCUGCUAAGAUGGGAGUCCUGCGUGAUAAGCUGGCACGGGGAAACCUGACCAGCGUUGCGUUUCUGAUCGUGAACGAACAGGAUGCUCUUUCCAGGGCCAUGUACUGGCAGCUGAAGAGACGAGCAGCAGAGGGAAUCCCUGUGUACCAGCAGAGCCCGCUGCAGGACGACAUCUGGGACACUCUACAGGGAGACAAGGACGACUUCUUGGUUUACGAUCGAUGCGGCUAUCUGACGUUUCACAUUGGGCUACCGUACAGCUUCCUGCACCUCCGCUAUGUAGAGGCGGCCAUCCAAGCCACGUACUUAGGAAACAUCUGUAACUGCACGCUAAACUCUACUCAGCUAACUAGCAGCAACGUGACCACAGAAAGAAGUUCUGAGCAGAAUACGACUGCAAUAGAACCGCAGAACACAAAUCUUCAUCAUCAUCACCAUCAUCACCAUCACCAUCAUUACCAUCAUCAUGACUACAGCCAGAUUCGCUCCACCCAAAAUCCAGCCAUCACACAGAUCACCAGCACCACCACAGAGCAGGAACACACUCACCAUGACUCAGAACACUAACAUUCGCAUUGGAAAUAGAAGCCUGACUCUUUAACGGAGAGAAGCAAGGCUUUAUCGUACGAUAUCGUACGCCUCACCAUCGAACAGAUGAUGUAUUUUAAUCCUGUUUCUUUACUAUUCUACUGGAGCUACAGUGCUAGAUCAGCUAACUAGUCAUAGAAGCAUAUAGACACCAUUUUGGCAUUGUACACAGUUGUGGGUGUGGCUAAAUGUCUAAAGAUUGCAUGUGUGUGGCUAAAUGUCUUAACAUUGUGUGUGUGUGGCUAAAUGUCUUAACAUUGUGUAUGUGUGGCUAAAUGUCUUAACAAUGUGUAUGUGUGGCUAAAUGUCUUAACAUUGUGUGUGUGUGGCUAAAUGUCUUAACAUUGUGUGUGUGUGGCUAAAUGUCUUAACAUUGUGUGUGUGUGGCUAAAUGUCUUAACAUUGUGUGUGUGUGGCUAAAUGUCUUAACAUUGUGUAUGUGUGGCUAAAUGUCUUAACAUUGUGUGUGUGUGGCUAAAUGUCUUAACAUUGUGUGUGUGUGGCUAAAUGUCUUAACAUUGUGUGUGUGUGGCUAAAUGUCUUAACAUUGUGUAUGUGUGGCUAAAUGUCUUAACAUUGUGUGUGUGUGGCUAAAUGUCUUAACAUUGUGUGUGUGUGGCUAAAUGUCUUAACAUUGUGUGUGUGUGGCUAAAUGUCUUAACAUCGUGUGUGUGUGGCUAAAUGUCUUAACAUUGUGUGUGUGUGGCUAAAUGUCUUAACAUUGUGUGUGUGUGGCUAAAUGUCUUAACAUUGUGUGUGUGUGGCUAAAUGUCUAAAUGUUGUAUGAUUGUGGCUUAAUGUCAAAACGCUGUGUGGGUGUGGCUAAAUGUUGAAACAUGUGGCUAAAUGUCUAAACGUUGUAUGGUUGUGACUAAAUGUCUAAACAUGUUUCUAAAUGUCUAAACGUUGUGUGGGUGUGGCUAAAUGUCGAAACGUUGCAUGGGUGUGGCUAAAUGUCUAAACAUGUGGCUAAAUGUCUAAUUGUUGUGUGGGUGUGGCUAAAUGUCUAAACAUUGUGUGGGUGUGGCUAAAUGUCUAAAGACUGUAUGGGUGUGGCUAAAUGUCUUAACAUUGUAUAUGUGUGGCUAAAGGUCUAAACGUUGUGUGGGUGUGGCUUAAUGUCUAAACAUUGUGUGGAUGUGGCUAAAUGUCUAAACGUUGUGUGAGUUUGGCUAAAUGUCUAAACGUUGUGUGGGUGUGGCUAAAUGUUUAAAAGUUGUAUGGGUGUGGCUAAAUGUCUAAAAGUUGUAUGGGUGUGGCUUAAUGUCUAAAUGUUGUGUGGGUGUGGCUAAACAUCUAAAUGUUGUGUGAUUGUGGCUAAAUGUCUAAACAGUUUGUGGGUGUGGCUAAAUGUCACAUUGUGUGGAUGUAAAUGUUGAGUGGGUGUGUCUAAAUGUCUAAACAUUGUGUGGGUGUGGCUAAACGCACUUUAUACAACACUGAACUGGUAGCUAAGUUAGUUACCUUUGCCUUGCAGCUCCAGUAUAAUGUAAAAGCGUACUCUGACACAAAAAAAAUCUCAGUUGAUUAAUUACAUUUGUGGAAGAGAAUUUUGGGGAAUUUUAGAGUUUUUUUUUGACCCAGUGACGUUUCUCAGUAAGUCUAUAAUCAGCUUUCAUGUGGAGAAACAUCUCUGAUGGAUGGUUGUGAAGAGUCGCUCCUCUUGGGUUCCUCGUCAUUGCUCUUAAUGAAGCCUGCGCAUCAAACCCGCGCCGGGGGCGUGCACGUGGAUGUGGAGCUGAGGAGGAAUCACGUGGAGCAUCAACACUUCUGUCCAAGAUGGCUGCCUCUGAGAGCUGAGGUUUACUGCAGAAAUCAUCAUCAACUACAUCCCGUUAUCUGUUGUCUUAUAUGUGUUACAGCGCUUUAAUAGGAUCAGGAAUGAUCUUCCUAAUAAGCCCAAUUUAAUGUCCAAAUUUAAUCAUGUAUUGAUGUAUUAAUGCUGAGAAUAGUUU